Paralichthys olivaceus (Japanese flounder) is the source of this 3978-nucleotide messenger RNA. Lineage: Eukaryota; Metazoa; Chordata; Actinopteri; Pleuronectiformes; Paralichthyidae. The record is from RefSeq and is a predicted model, not a curated record.
ACCGCCAGUGAGUCGAGCGGCGCCGCAGCCGGAGAAACUCCAGAAGAACAACGUGUCCAAGAAGAAGAGACUGGUCGAGGACCUGGUCUUGGAUCACGUGUUUGGUUUUCGAGGCUUCGAUUGUCGUAACAACCUGCACUACCUCAACGACGGCUCCGAGAUCGUCUAUCACACUGCAGCCACGGCCAUCGUCCACAGCCUCACCACCGGAACUCAGAGUUUCUACCUGGAACACACUGACGACAUCCUCUGUCUGACCGUCAACCAGCACCCGAAAUACAAAAACAUCAUCGCCACCGGACAGAUCGGUGACGUCAGUGAACUCCCAGGCACCACACCUUCCAUCCACGUGUGGGACGCCAUGUGCAAACAGACCCUCUCCGUCCUGCGCUGUCCUCACGCUAAAGGCGUCGGCUACGUCAACUUCAGCGCCACGGGGAAGCUGCUGCUGUCUGUCGGCGUGGAACCUGAACACACCAUCACCGUGUGGCGCUGGCAGGAAGGAUCCAAGGUCUGCAGUAAAGCCGGACACCCGGACCGGAUCUUCGUGGUGGAGUUUCGGCCAGACUCCGACUCCCAGUUUGUGUCAGUGGGAAUCAAACACGUGAAGUUCUGGACGCUGGCCGGUGGUGCUCUGAUGUACAAAAAGGGCGUGGUGGGGACAGUGGAGGACGGCAGGAUGCAGACGAUGCUGUCCGUCGCGUUCGGAGCCAAUAACUUGACGUUCACCGGAGCCAUUAACGGGGACGUGUAUGUGUGGCGGGACCACUAUCUGCUGAGGGUUGUUGCGAAGGCUCACACCGGGCCGGUCUUCACCAUGUACACCACGCUGAGAGACGGACUCAUCGUCACCGGUGGCAAGGAGAGGCCGACGAAGGAGGGCGGCGCCGUGAAGCUCUGGGAUCAGGAGAUGAAGCGUUGUCGAGCGUUCCAGCUGGAGACGGGACAGCAGGUUGAGUGCGUCCGGUCCGUCUGCCGAGGAAAAGGGAAGAUCCUGGUGGGGACGAAGGACGGGGAGGUCAUCGAGGUCGGGGAGAAGAACGCGGCGUCCAACCUGCUGCUGGACAGUCACGCUCGGGGGGGCAUCUGGGGUCUGACCACUCAUCCUGCUAAAGAGCUCUGCAUCACCGCCAGCGACGACGCCACCAUCAGACUCUGGGACCUCACGGACAAGAAACUGUUGAACAAGGUGUGUGUCGGCCACGCCGCUCGCUGUGUGACCUACAGCGCUGAUGGGGAGAUGCUGGCCGUGGGGAUGAAGAACGGCGAGUUCCUCCUCCUCCUCGCCAACUCCCUCAAGAUGUGGGCGAAGAAACGAGAUCGCAACGUCACCAUCCAGGACAUCCGGUUCAGUCCGGACCGGCAGCUGUUGGCCGUCGGUUCAGGGGAGAACACGGUGGAUGUGUACGAUGUGAGCGGAGGACCGAGUCUGAACCGACUGGUUUACUGCAGCGACAUCCCUGCUUUCAUCCUGCAGCUCGACUUCUCCGCUGACAGCUGUUACAUACAGGUGUCCACAGGAGUUUAUAAGCGGCAGGUCUUCGAGGUUCCUUCAGGGAAGUUGGUGAGCGAUCAGACCGCCAUCGACAGAAUCACGUGGGCGACCUGGACCAGUGUUCUCGGAGAUGAGGUUUUAGGGAUUUGGCCUCGAAACGCAGACAAAGCCGACGUGAACUGCGCCUGCGUCUCUCACGCCGGCCUGAACAUCGUCAGCGGCGACGACUUCGGAUUGGUCAAACUGUUCGACUUCCCCUGCACAGAGAAGUUUGCCAAACACAAGCGCUACCUCGGCCACUCGGCUCAUGUGACCAACAUCCGCUUCUCCCACGACGACAAAUACGUGAUCAGCACAGGAGGAGACGACUGCAGUGUGUUUGUGUGGAAAUGUCUGUGAACAGAUUUCUGUCGUCCGCUGACGCUUUGAUUCAAAGCACCUUAACAGCACCACAAGUGGAUCCGGGGGGAAUCAAACCCACAACCUGAGCCACCACAGACCUUUUUCAUGGUGACAGGGCGGAGGACUACAGACUGCUGCCGGCCCAUCGAUCCAGGUAACGUGACGGAUCACGUGACGGAUCACGUGACGGAUCACGUGACACACGACGAAACCACGAAGAGGCGACAAAGAGGAAAAAGAUUCAUCAGAGGAAAGCGUCCGAAGGUUUGAGGAGUUUUCUGGCUCAGUGACAUUUUGUUAGAAUCUCACUGAGCUCGGUGACGGAAGGUUUCAGAUCAGAUUCACUCAGAACGUCCCUGUUCUCAAACCACAGAAUCACUUUCUGACCUGGCUGCGGUUUUAAAAGGUUUAACUACGAUUCAUAAAUCCUUUAACAAACAUUUCAUCAAAACAAGGAUUCACCAAUUUGGGAAAAAUCCUCAGAGGAAAUAUUUUGUCUUUUUAGUUCCAAAUUUUGAAACAAAAUUCAAUUAGAUUGUAUUUGUAUAAAACCAAAUCAUCGGACACAUGAUCUCUUACACAGUCAGUGACAGAGACACACAGCGGUUCUCUCAGUGAGCACACAGACAACUUCGUAUGAAUAUUUACAGCUGCAGAAUUAUUAGAUUAUAUAAAAUGAUUGUUUGUGUAGAAUCGUCUGAAUGUAGGAAGAUAAAUAUGAAACGUUCCAGUAAAUAAACUAUUAAUAACUGAAUAUCGUUUGUCAACAGCUCCAGUGGAAGAUGCUGAGUGAACACAACCAGUGAAAAUAUUAUAAAAAAGAAAUAUUAAACAUUGAUAAACAAUUGAAAUAAAUGUCUUCACAUGUGUUGAUCCGUUAUCGUCUGUUAUCAGUGUUUUCUAGUCUGUUAUAAAUAAACUAUUACGAGUUUCACACUUUCUGAUAAGUCGUCAGUUCUGCAGCUGUAAAUGUUGAGAAUUAAAUUAAUGAUAAAAAGUGUCUUGAUUUUAAACGAGUCACUGAAUCAGUUCCACACGUUGAUGAAUCCUUUCUGAAGUCGUGAAUCGUACAACAGAUAAUGAUUCGUUGCGUUCGGUCUGAUUAAAGAGACAAAGUGUAAAUGAAUCUGUUGAUUAAAGCUCGUGACCAUCGUCUGAAAGUGAAAAAACAACAAACCGUGUUACGACUUUCAGUUCUUGUCUUUAAAAAGUUUCUUCCUGUCCAGGGGUCAAACAUUCACAACCGAAACACACAAGUCGGAAAUAUUCGCACACAUCCACGUGUUUUUUGUGUCACUCAUGAAUUUAAAAAGUUUCUUCAUCAUUCUGAUCAAUAGAAUGAAGUUUCUUUAAGUCCACAGAUUCAAAUCUCAUUAAAUCAAACGUUCAUUUAUUUCAUCAAACUGGAUAAAGAUCCAGAAGCUGCAGAUUCUGUUUCAGCUUUUUUUUCUAUGACGUUUUCUUAUUUGUGCCUUUGGUCCUUUCAUCAUCACCGUGACGAUGAGGAGUUUAUGAUUCUAAAUAAAUAAUCUAAAUUGUAUUAAUCUGGAGACGCUCACAUUCUUCUUCUUCUUCUUCUUCUUCUUCUUCACAAAUGUAAAUAAAAGCUGCUGUCUGACCCCUGGAUUCAGUCUCGUGACGCUCGGAAUCAGAAACGAUCAGACGCUGAUUUUGGAGGAUGAACUGUAACAGAGUCUCUUUCUGGUCGGAUCUGAAUUAGAAGUUAUAUUGAAUUAUAUUAUCAUCUGGUUGUCUCAUCACUUAAGUGCCUUUCAGGAUCUUUCUACCUGUUUGUUUGCUUCACUUCUGUUUUUAUUUAUUUAUGGGGGGGGGGGGGGGGCUGCACCGUUGUUUUUUUAAAGGCAUAUUUAAACUUAUUUUCUACUUUGUCUGGUGCUACUCUGAGAAUGUUCAAACUUUAAUUCAUCCACAACGUAGGAAAAAAAGAAGCGUUCUGCUUUGCUGCUGCUUUUCGUUGGAAACAUUCAAAGCAACGUGAUCGUGAAAAAACAACACUGAAGAAAAAUAUAUGUCCAGAGAAAAUACAUCGAUGUUAUUUAUGAGAGUGGACGAGUUUUCUG